This is a messenger RNA of Leptinotarsa decemlineata (Colorado potato beetle), 5569 nucleotides long. RefSeq names its product ankyrin repeat and IBR domain-containing protein 1. Lineage: Eukaryota; Metazoa; Arthropoda; Insecta; Coleoptera; Chrysomelidae. Gene Ontology annotation, biological process: protein ubiquitination. Gene Ontology annotation, molecular function: ubiquitin-protein transferase activity; zinc ion binding; protein binding. The record is from RefSeq and is a predicted model, not a curated record.
AGUACGGCUAUCAUGAAAAUGUCAAUUUCUUAUCAGAAAUUUCGGUUCAUAUAUAAAGAAAAUGUCAAAUAAUAGAUCAGCAACGGUCUGGGUGACGAGAUGGUGUUACCGGAGUGGCCAUCGCGUUUCAUGACAUGAAACUACCCAUUAACUAGUAGACAUAUCGAAUUUUUUACCCUCGAUUUGUAACUGAGUAGCUUAGAUUAUUCUUCUCGAAACAAGCAGGAGGAGUCAUCUUGCGAUGGGAAGCACCUCAUCUAAAUUCAAAAAAUACCUGCAACAUGGAGAUGAGUAUGCUGCUAUGCAAAUUUAUCAAAAUUCACCUGAAUUGAAGAAAAACCUUGAUCCAAACCUCAGUUAUGGUGAAAACCAUAACCACAAUACUGCUCUACAUUACGCUGCCAAGCAUGGUAUGAAACACCUCCUGCGUGCAUUUCUCAACGAACUAGGUGGCAACCCCAAUAAGAAGAACGGUAUGAAUGAGACUGUCCUGCACACAGCAUGCCAACUGAAUCAAACAAAAAGCUUCAGCGCCCAAGAGAGGAGAGCGGCCUGUGUUCAAUUGUUAUUGUUCUGGAGAGGUGUUCCGUUGAACAAUGGAUCGAGAGAAAAAGUGGACCUGGCCACGCAAGACAAGGAAGGAAACACAGCUCUACAUUGGGCAGCACAAACUGGCCUCAAGAGAUGUGUUGAAUUACUUCUAACUCAUGGUGCCCCACUCUUCAUAGAAAAUAACGAUAAAUUAACACCGUGUGAUUUGGCUAUGAGAGGAUCACAUCAUGACAUAGCUAGGCUACUAGAAAGCAGGAUGGUUUUUUUGGUGAAUGAGGAUGAAAUCGUCAACGAACAAGAAGUGUACAGCGGACUGCGGAGUCAAGAUUUACAAGAAGCCAAGGACCAGCUUCUGGUGGAUACUUCCGAUAUGUUGAAAAUUCCUCUUUUCACCGCGGAGGCCCUAUUGAGAAACAAUGAAUGGUCUCGAGAGCUUUUACUGGAAAAGUGGAUGAGAGAUCCGGUGGAGUGUUGCCAAUUAGCGGGAGUUCAAGCACCUUCUUCUGUUCUGCAACACGCCUCCUCUAUCGAAUCGAGUAUUUCAGCGGAAACCAACGCCAUAGACGACACUGAAAUUCUGUGUGAAAUAUGUUUAUUCACCGCCUCGCAAUGGGAUCAACCCGUCAACAUGUCCUGCAAGCACAUUUUCUGCAAAUCUUGUUGGCAGAGUUACCUGACCACAAAAAUACAGGAUGGUGACGCACAUCACAUUCUGUGCCCUGCCUACCAGUGCCAUAUUCUUGUUCCAGUUGAGCUGAUAGAGAAAAUGGUGACUCCCGAAAUGGCUCGGAGGUAUCUACAAUUCGACAUCAAGGCCUUUGUGGAAAGUAAUAAAAGCAUCAAGUGGUGUCCAAUAGCUGGCUGUGGGAGGGCAGUGAGGCUUCCAGAAGCAGAACAAACGAUUGCAGACGGUGUAGGAGGUAGAAAUGUUAACAAGAAAACACUGCCGGUAACAUCACAUGCCGUCGAUUGUGGAAACGCACAUUUUUUCUGUUGGGAAUGCUUGGGAGAAGCCCACGCUCCGUGUGGUUGCAAACAAUGGCAGGAAUGGCAAAUAAAGAUCAACGAAGUUAAGCCUGAAGAACUGAAAGCUUCCUGUAGUGGUACUGAAGACGCAGCAAAUUGUCUUUGGUUGGUUACGAAUUCGAAACCUUGUCCCAACUGUAAAAGUCCCAUUCAGAAAAAUGAGGGCUGCAAUCACAUGAAGUGUUCGAAGUGUAAAUUUGACUUUUGUUGGGUCUGUCAAGAAUCAUGGAAAAGACACAGUUCUGCUACAGGUGGUUACUUUAGGUGUAAUAGAUUCGAAGCUGUGCAUAAAGCAGAUGAGAAACAAGGUUCCCUCAUAAUAGAGGCGAUGGACAGAAACAAUCAAAUGCAAGAGAUGUCUCGUUUUUUACAUUUUUAUACUAGAUUUCGGAAUCAUGAGAAUAGCCAAAAAUUAGAGGAACCACUUCUCACUGGCGUCAGGCAGAAAAUGGAGGUUUUGGCUACUAGUUUGGGAAUGAAAAAGGGUGAAGAUACUGGUGACAAAGGCACAAAAUUUAUUGAGGAUGGAGUGAGAGAGUUGCUGAAAGCUAGAAGAGUUCUUUGUGGUUCAUAUGUUUAUGGGUAUUAUCUGGAGGAUGAUGGAUACAACAAAUCCAUUUUCGAGUUCAUGCAGAAUGAAUUGGAAGAAGUUACUGAAAAAUUAAGUGAAAUGAUUGCUAGGCCAUAUUUACGUACACCCAAGGCUGUGAUAGUACAAACUUCUGCCCUAGCAAGAAGAAAAAGGCACGAGUUUGUUAGAGCUGUAGCUCAGGGCUUAAUCCCUCCCGAAACCCCACCUUUACAGAGAAAAAGAAAGAAAAGAUAUCUUGAUUCAGAUCUUUCUCAAACUUGCGCAUGGUUGAAAGACUGCGAAUGGCCUGAAUAUGACACUGACGAAGAGACUGACUUAAGCGUAACUCACAAGAGCGUUUCCCAUACACAUGUAUCACCAACGAAGGAACAUCAGUGCGGUCUACUCUGCAGCAGAAGUUGUGGACGUUCUGACUACAACAUGGAACUGAUCAUCGCCCUAGAAAUGUCUCGCCUUCAGAUGAUAGAAGACAGAAUGAAACAAGCUCAAUCCCAAACCCAAGGUAACAACGCCAUCACCCCAGACCCCAGUUCAAGCAUAUCUAACAACAGCAACGAGAGCACAGAUGACCAGUUGAAGCUUGCGAUUCAGCUAAGUUUGCAGGAAUCUACUGCUGCCAUCAGCAAGCAAAUGAAAAGCGAGGAAAAUAGGGGAAUGCAAAGGACAAACGCAGAGAUCACCGUGGAUUAUUUCCUGAAGUCUUUGGCCAAUCACAAGAUCGACUUGAAAUCGCUGGAUAGGUUGGGAAACGAGGGGGAGAAGGAGUUGUUCUUCAGGCCAUGUAGAGGAAAUGAGGAUGGUAGAUUUCAGAUAUCGGAUAUUCACGAGAAUGGAUUCGCUUUUGAAGAUAUGGAUGACUACGACACUGACGUUCGUCUUAAACGUUCUCAUUCGACGGGAGAUCUGUGUGUUCGAAGAAAUGGUAGAGGUACUAGAAUAAGGACGAAUGCCGACGAACCCAGAUACCAUCUAGAUUCUGACCACAGUAGUCAGCACGAUGACAAGCCGGAGGAUAUGGUAAGAAGAUUAUUAGCACUGCCCUCUACUUCUGUACGCACAAAACAAUUUCUGCUACUGCAUACUUCUUAUCCGGAGGAGGAAAGUUAUCAUGGUCAAAGUUCAGUGGAAGAUACGACUACAUCUGAUUCUAUGAAUGCUGACAUGGAAGUUUGUGGAAUAUUGAAUUCUAUAACGGAUGAAGACUUAGGUAGUAAGAGUUACGAUGAAGAAAUCAAAAAGACUGAACAAUCCGCCAAAAUCACCGAUUGCAAGAAACAAACACACAACCCUUUUGCCACCCUAAAAGCUAAAUUGUGUUCAGCGCACCUACCCAAAACUAGCUACUUAACAAAGAUUGCUGUGAAUAAAAGUCUAGGUCUCCUGGGCGAGAAUAAAUCCAAAAAAUGUUGUGGAAACAACGACAAGGAUUGUCGUGAGGAUAUUAAAGGAAACUUAGAAGAAGGAGAGUGUAGUACGAUGAGGAAAUAUGUAGUAGGAAGUGAAUGCAAGAGUGAGAAACAUAGUCCCAAGAAACAUCAGAAAAGCUGUAAAAGGAAUAGUUUCUCAAAGUCUACCGGAUUCCUUUUGGAGGAACAAAGAAAAGCCUGCAGAGGUCUUUCUUCAAAUUUGCGGAUCAAAAUAUGCAAGAGCCCUCCCAAAAAGACUGAACAAUCCGCCAAAAUCACCGAUUCCACCUCUGAUGAAAUCAUUAAAUAUUACAUUUCUCCAAAGUCAAAAAAAUCAUUCAGUCAUUCUUCCAGGUUUCCAAAAUCCUCAACAGAUGGCGCCCUCAGUUCUGUCCUUCACGUCCAACAAUCCAAUUUGAGUUCCGACGACUUCCAUGAAGCACUGUUCCUCCUUGAGAGAUCUCCGAAAACCAGGGACUCCAAACGGAGGAAGAAAUCGAAGAAAAAAGACAAAGAAGAGAAAAAAGAAGAUCAAAGUUCCAUUUUGUAAUACAAAAAGACUGUUAUAUCGUAAAACUUCUGUGAAAGCGAAUCGAAUAUGCGUCUAUGUGAUAAACUUUCGGUAAUAAUCAAGUGACCAAAAUUGAGGACUGCUGUUGAGUAGCUGUAAUAUCGGAAUACGCUUCUUCAAGAAAUCUUCAAUCAAAUUAGUUUUGAAAGCUGAGCUGAACUCAAAAAAUUGGUAGUAGUGGGUUAUUCACCCGAUUAUUUCCUUAAAACUGAUUAAAUAAUAUAAAACUUGAAAUUAACAUGUAGAAAUCAUUCUUGAAACAUACACUGCUCUCAGGGCCUAGUUAUGUAUCCCACAAUUUCAAUAACUGCCGCUGUCCUAAUCAGUUUGAAUCAAAUAUUAAAAUAUCCUUUUGACUAAAUGUCAAAAAUUUGCACGAAUGCUUCUACAGAAAUUCAAAUUAAUAUGAAAGUCAAAUGAAACUCAACAUACAACGAACAUAUAAAGAGUGUUUUUCAUAGAGGUAUUUAACUUUAAGUUGGCAACACUUUUAUAACUGGUGGCCAUUUUGUCAGCUGUCAAGUGACUUAUGUUAAGUUUGGUUUAGCAUUUCAAAUAGACUGACGCCUAAAGAACGCUUCCCAAUUGUACUAAUUUAGGUAUUUUGGAAAGCAUGACUGUACAAUGGCAAUUCGCAUCCAUAGAGAUGGCGUACAGUGCAUACAGAAAAAAGGCAUUACUGCUGCAUAGCGUAGCGAAACAGUCUAUCGUGCACAGGAAUUAGAUAUGUGGUCAUCUAUUUUAUGGAAAAUUUCUCGGAAAGAUCUUGGUUUGCGUGCUUACAAAAUCCAACUCGUGCAAGAAGUGAAGCCACACGAUCACCUAGCAAGGCGUAGAUUCCGUGAAUGGGUCCCAAACAAGGUUGCAGUUGAUCUCAAUUUUCAUAUACGAAUUUCGUUUAACGAUGAAGGUCACUUUUGUUUACAUGGAUACGUCAAUAAACAAAACUGACAUGUUUGAGGUUAUGAUAAUCCUCAAUUGUAUAGUGAGACACCGUUACAUCCAGAAAAACUGACUGUUUGGUGUGCUUUACGGACUGGUGGAAUCAUUGGUCCAUACUUUUUCAAAACCGAUGUUGGUCAUAACGUCACAGUCAAUGGUGACCGCUAUAGAGCCACGAUGUGCAGGAGCUGUGGUUUCAACAAGACGGCGCAACAUGUGACACAACUCGUGCAACAAUUGAUUUAUCGAAGGAAACGUUUGGUAGGCGCAUAGUGAAUUGGUCUCCAAGAUCGUGGGAUUCAACGCCGUUAGACUAUUUUCUGUGGAGAUAUGUGAAGUCGCUAGUCUACGCCGGUGAGCCCGAAACAAUUGACCACUUGGAGGACAAAAUUCUCCGCGUUAUUGCCGAAAUACGGCCACAAAUGUUGUAAAAAGUCAUCAAAAAUUGGACCUCCAGCCGUGACGAUUAUAUGCCAGAAG